This is a messenger RNA of Erigeron canadensis, 2441 nucleotides long. Its product is annotated as pentatricopeptide repeat-containing protein At2g01390-like. Gene Ontology annotation, molecular function: protein binding. The record is from RefSeq and is a predicted model, not a curated record. NCBI's taxonomy places the organism in Eukaryota, Viridiplantae, Streptophyta, Magnoliopsida, Asterales, Asteraceae.
AAUGUACUUCGAUAUUCGACUUGGGAUUCAGCUCAACAAAAGUUACAAACUUUGACUAUAAAAUGGGAUUCUUAUACAAUAAACCAAGUUCUAAAACACACCCACCAAUGGAAAAGGCAUGGUUGUUUUUUAACUGGGCAUUUGGGUUAAAAACCUUUAAACAUGAUCAGUUUACGUAUACGACGAUGAUCGAUAUUUUUGGGGAAGCAAGGCGGAUUUCGUCAAUGUGGUUAGUUUUUGACCAAAUGGUAAAGAAUGGGAUUAAAGUCGAUGUUGUUACGUAUACUGCAAUGCUGCAUUGGCUUUCGAACGAUGGGGAUAUUGAUGGGUCAGUGAAGUUGUGGGAGGAGAUGAAGGAAAAAGGGGUUUACCCGACUGUUGUAACAUAUACUGCUUAUAUGAAAGUUCUUUUUGAUCAUGGGAGAGUUAAGGAAGCUAUUAAGGUUUAUAAGGAGAUGAUUCGGUCUGGUUGUCCCCCUAAUUGUUUUACUUAUACCAUAUUGAUGGAGCAUCUAGCUAGUUGUGGAAAAUUCAGCGAGGUCCUAGACAUCUUUAUCAAGAUGCAAGAAGCAGGGGUUCAACCUGAUAAAGCUACAUGCAAUAUCUUAGUUGAAAAUUGUUGCAAAGCAGGUGAAACACAGGUUAUGAUGAAGGUUCUUCAAUAUAUGAAAGAAAACUCGCUUGUCCUACGCCAACCAAUAUAUACAAAAGCUCUUGAAACUUUAAGAAAUGCAGGGCAAAAAGAUGUUCUCCUUAAGGAAUCAAAUCGUCAUUUAUCUAUACAUUACAACAAGAAAGUGGAACCCCUAGAUGACACUAAUUCUGAUACAAACUCCAUAGAUCAACAGCUUGUGUUAUAUCUUUUGGGCAAAGAGCACUUUGUUGGUGUUGAUUAUUUGAUUAAAGAGAUGAUGGUUAAGAAGGUUGUGCUGACUUCCAAGAUUAUUGCAUUGGUUAUGGAAGCAUACGUUGCUCAUGAGAGGACUCUUGGUGCUGUUUUGGCAUAUGAGUAUGGUAAGAAAAUGGGGAUAAAGUUUGAGAAAAUUUCAUAUCUUUCCUUGGUGGGUUUGUUUAUUAGAACAAACUCUUUCCCAAAUAUUGUGGAUAUUGUUGAGGAUAUGGUCAAAGAUGGAAUCUUUCUUGGAAUUAAUCAAAGUGCAUUGUUAAUAUACAAGCUCGGGUGUGCUAAAAAGCCCAUUUUAGCUGCCAAAGUGUUUGACUUGUUGAAUGAUGACGAGAAGAACACAACAACUUACACUGCCUUAAUGGCAGCCUACUUUGCUUCAAGAAAUACUUCUAAAGGACUCCAGAUAUUCAAAGAGAUGAAGGACGUGGAGAUUCCUGUUGCUAUCGGAACUUACCAUGUGUUAUUGGCUGGUCUUGAAAAAGGCGGCAGAGUUGUUGAGUAUGAGGUGUAUAGAAAGGAGAAAAAGCAGAUGCAAAACACUAGUUUUUGUAAAAAUCAAGAAUCUGUAGAAGAAAUGACUUGUAACUUGUUGUUUGCCCCACCCUUAGAAAGGGGGUUUACAUGAGGGUUUAUUGACAACAAGUUUCUUUGUUAUUAAAAAUUAAAAUUCAAUUCUCUUAUGAGGUGUGUUUGGUUGGGUGAAAUGAAGCUAGAGAAAUGGAAAUAAUUACAUUUACCCUGUUUGGUAGAUUUGGGGAAUUGCUGACACAGAGAAAUGAUAAUUUCUUAGGAAUUCAGUUUGUCUAUAAUUUGUUCUCCACCUAUUUUGAAGAGAAUUCAGUUUUGCUGACGAAGAUUUCUCUGCCCCUUUUAUUGAGAAAUUGAGGCAGUUCCAACAAAAAGGAAGCAUUCACAGAUAAGCAAGUUUCGCACAUGUUUUAAAUAUUCUCCCGAGCUGUAUUUUCUCUUGUCAUCUGCUUAUCUCCCUUGCUUGCUUCUCAUCGCCCUUGAUUGUUUAUCAUCGCCAUUAUUUACAGCUGAUAAGAUUAUAUUUGGCGCUGCUGUUAUAACAAGAGGCAUCCGUGGGCAAGAAGGUGAACCCAGUAUCUUAUAUGGGUUUAGCCGACCAGUUAUAGGUGGACCGUAUAAAUGACAACGUUCAAGUUAUGUUUUGAUGAAUCAAAGCGGAAGAGCAGGUUGUUAUUGAUAAUGAAUCAUUAUGGAAGAGCAAUUUUGGUGUUAAUCUCGCAAGGGGUAUAGGCUAUUAGCCUAUUAGGCUCAGCUUGAAUACGGAAAGUCGGAAACUAUGUCCCCAGGAAUAAUUGUUCGUUCAAAGUUAAGACUUUUUAUUGGACCGAACAACUUCAUCAGUUUCUCUUAUGUAAUAAUAUUGAUAAUCUAGUGUUCAUUUUGAUAUAAUUUUAUAUGGUCAGUGGAAGUAUGUUUUUCUUUUUUAAUGUUAGUUUUGUAAAAGUGUGAAAAUAACAUGUGUUGAACAAAAUUGUGGUACUAUGGCAAUUAUAAUUUACUCUCA